CCACGGCAGACAACAUGUACAAAGACUCACCAACCUCCUUCACCCCAGACGCCCUCGCCGCCUCCUUCAUCGACCAACAAGUCAAACAGGAAUCCACCCGCAUCACCGCAGCCGGCGCUCGCGCAAUCCCCCUCCCCGUCAAAAACUUCGGAAUCCUCCUCGACUCAGAUCCCUCCGACCCUUCCUUCCCCAUCCAAAAAGAUGCAAUCAAAACGCAGAGUCGGAAACAGGCAAAGAUGGGGUUGGACGUUUGCAAUCGUGUCGAGGUUGGUACGGGGAUGGACAUGUCGAAGAUUGCGCAGAUUAUGAUUUCGCCGCCGAUGGAGUAUCCACAUCGGGCGGGGUGGAAGUAUGUGCAUGUAUUGUGUUUUACUGCGUCUUCGAAUACGAUGGCAUUACUGAUUCCGUACCUGUAUGCACCGUUUAUGGUGAUUAAGGAUGCGGAAGGAGGAGUGAAGGGGGAGGAAGAUGAGAAGGAGGUCGUGACGGCGUUGACGGAGGAGGAAGCGAAGGAGAUGGGUGGGGUUGUGGUGAAGAAUACGUUGAGGGAGUGGUUGUUUGUUAAUGAGAAGCAGGAGAGGGCGAGGCAUAAGGUUGAGGAGUUUCAUGAUGUGUGAGUAAGGUGGAUGAGAUAAGGAGGAAGACAUCUCGUGACGGUAUGGUACUGGCCAUGGGGUUCAGAAGAACAUGGCUGAUACACGGGAGUAUGAAAGAUCUCGGCAGAACGUAGAAGAAAGAAGUGAUAUGAAUACCCCAAAACACAAUAAUAACGCCA
Saitoella complicata NRRL Y-17804 is the source of this 775-nucleotide messenger RNA. RefSeq lists its product as uncharacterized. Lineage: Eukaryota; Fungi; Ascomycota; Saitoellomycetes; Saitoellales; Saitoellaceae. The record is from RefSeq and is a predicted model, not a curated record. The transcript has a single exon. Bases 15 to 617 code for a protein of 200 amino acids.